UCUUCUAUGUGCAUGCCACCAGCCUCUGUUGUCUCUCAGGCAGAGAGGAGAAAGUUGAUUCUAAUUCGGAGUCACUUCCAGCAGUGUUUAGACACACAGUUUAUAUUUCUUCUUCUGUCUUUUUUAUUUUUUACUUAGGUCUACUAAUUUACCCUGCUUCAUAGACAGACACCAUCCAGCCAUAGCUGCUGGUACUGUAGAGGAAAGACAGGACACAAAUAGGACUGUUACACACCUUUAUACCAAGCUGCUCACCCAGCCAUCACCAGCCAGUUGGUAAAGAUGUGGACUUUUUUCUUAGGGGUCAUAUUUGGAAUACUGGCCUCUGGCAGGACGGAUGAAAUUCAAGUUAAUUCCCGCGGCUGCAGUUUUGUUGGUGUAUUUCUGGCUGAGGGAGCGAGUCGUCACAGUUUGACCUUUGACAUGGCCAAAGCGGUCUGCGAGCAGCUUGAGACCAUCAUGGCAACUCGAGAGCAAGUCGAGCAUGCAUACAAUAAAAGCAUGCAAACCUGCAGGUAUGGUUGGAUCAGCGAUGGGAGCAUUGUCAUUCUCAGACAAAUCGAGCAUGAAAACUGCGCAAAGAACAUGACUGGGCUCAUUUUUCAAGCACCUUCAACUAAUGAAACUUUUGAUGUCUACUGCUAUGAUGAAAACGCUGGUCCUAAAAAGAACUGCAGUCAAGCUUUCAAAAAAUCAGAUCAACCAGCUACGACGGAACUACAGCCUCUGACCUCAGGAACAACAGAUCCAGAAACAACUCCAACUUCCUACUUUGACAGUCAGACAGAAGCAACAUCGGAGAUGAUAAAUACUAUUCCCCCUGUUUCUUCUCAAGCGGAUCUGGGCGAAGGCCGAAUCACUCUAUUUUCCACUUUCACAACAGUGGAGCCAAACCAAACUGAUGGAUCUGGGAUUGAUACAAUUUAUCCAGAGGAGAAUAACACGCCUCCAAUGACCCACGCUGGAACAACAAUGUUGGGUGAAAGGACAGUCACUGAGGAAGCAAAGCCUACUGGUAAAAACCAAAAAACAGUGUUUGAUAGGAACUGUAAUGGGUACAUAUCCAAUGACAAGAAUCUUGCUGAGAGUGAAAGACAAAAGAGCAGCUCAUCAGAUUGGCUGGUUGUUAUUGUUGUUAUCCUAGCAGUUGCUGCAGUUCUUCUGGUGUGUGCAGCCGUGGCCAGAAGAAAAGGCUGGUGUGGCAGAAGACAAACACUGAAUAUAAUCACCAAAGACAGCGGUGAUGGUAAUGGGGUCGCAGUUGUGCCAUCCAGCUCCAACAAUCCUGAGAGAGAACAGGAGAUGGUGACCCUUAUGAACAAGGAGAAUAUCCAGGAGAACGGCACAACAGAGGAGUUCACUGUCAUCACCUAUAGAGGAGUCUCCACAUAAAGACCAGCAGGCCUGAAGGUUGAUCAGGAAAGAGCUGAUGAUCGGGGAAGACUAUUGAGAAGGUGGAAAAGCUGGAGUUGGUGCUCAAAAGUUGUUUGUUGUUUGCUG
Messenger RNA from Cyprinodon variegatus (sheepshead minnow), 1500 nucleotides. RefSeq names its product CD44 molecule (Indian blood group) (gene cd44). The record is from RefSeq and is a predicted model, not a curated record. Lineage: Eukaryota; Metazoa; Chordata; Actinopteri; Cyprinodontiformes; Cyprinodontidae. Gene Ontology annotation, cellular component: plasma membrane; macrophage migration inhibitory factor receptor complex; basolateral plasma membrane. Gene Ontology annotation, molecular function: hyaluronic acid binding; cytokine receptor activity. Gene Ontology annotation, biological process: cell adhesion; inflammatory response; positive regulation of ERK1 and ERK2 cascade. The coding region runs from base 283 to 1392 and encodes 369 amino acids. The transcript has 8 exons.